Molecule: messenger RNA, 15814 nt
Organism: Paramisgurnus dabryanus
Lineage: Eukaryota; Metazoa; Chordata; Actinopteri; Cypriniformes; Cobitidae
Source: RefSeq, a predicted model, not a curated record
UCAGGCAUGCGCCACUUACAAAUAUCAGCCCACCAAACCCUUCUGGAGAGCAGUCUUCAAGACAUUUGUCGGAACAGGAUACUUUCAUUUAUAAUUGAACGCUUCAGAGCAUUUGCUUAGAUAUGGCAGUCUUAAAGAAAUAAAAUAAACUGCACAGCACAUAAACAGGCACUGGGCAGUUAUUUACCAGACCCGCAGCAACCAGUGACACUGGCAGAUAAUAAAACUGAUCAAUAAUAAAUUGGUGGUGCAAAUGAAUAAACCUGGAGAUGGUUUAUUAAUUUAAAUAGGAUUCAGCUGCUGAUGGAGUAAGACGAAAUAUCGACAUUGGGUUUGUUCUGACGGAGACGACGAGGGAGUCAAAGCCACUGCUGGUACCGUGGCGCGAGGACACAUGGGUCGACACCAGAAACCUUAUCGUGUCUUAAAUACCAGGAUUCACACGUGAACAGUUAUGGGCUCAACACUUGACAUUUCUGCGUGUCGAUAUUUCCUUUGCUGGAUUUGCGGAGACGUUUCGCGUUAUGUUUGGUGCUGAAAACGGGACUGCGGACGAUAUUUUAUUCUUGCAUUUCAACCUCGCGUGGACUCUCAUGUGGACUUAUUAUCACUGAUCCCGUGGCAUAAGAAAAUGUGCAAAACAUCGCUUUAAAAUGCCAGUUGUUGUAUUAUGAUUUUGACACGCGCGUGAUUGUUUAACCAUUACCCGAGCAUGUCGGAUUGCUUCUCUUCGUCUCGUGCGUCUUUAUCACGAUUUGUAUUUCUCCGUUAAUUUUCUGGAAGAUAUCGGGCUAUUCUUUGUUUUUAAUUUUAUUUGAAUGCAUCAAGCUGGAGAAAGACAGAGGAAAGAGAAAACGACAGAUACACGACUGAAGGACGCGGAGAAUGAAUGAGACUGAGUGAAGAAUCACAGUAAGGUUCUUCAUCAGUAAGAGGGCGUGAGGGAAGGAGUGUCCCACACUGAAGCGCCCGCUGACCUCCCCCACCACCUUACGUCCAUCCACAGCAUGGCUCUCUCUCUCUGGAUCCUCUUUACCUGCACUGUCGCCCUCAGCAGCAUCAGUCCCUCUUCACAGGCAUUAAGUCGCUCCGCAAUGCCGUUCGGUCUGAUGAGGAGGGAGUUGGCUUGUGAGGGAUACCCCAUCGAGCUCCGGUGCCCCGGCAGUGAUGUCAUCAUGAUCGAGACCGCCAACUAUGGCCGCACAGACGACAAGAUCUGUGAUGCCGACCCCUUCCAGAUGGAGAACGUGCAGUGCUACCUUCCAGAUGCUUUUAAGAUCAUGUCACAGAGGUGUAACAAUAGAACUCAAUGUGUGGUGGUAGCCGGGUCUGAUGUUUUUCCAGACCCCUGUCCGGGGACCUACAAGUACCUGGAGAUCCAGUAUGAAUGUGUGCCAUACAUCUUUGUUUGUCCUGGGCCACUGUUAAGGAUACAGGCAGCAAGUUUGCUGCAGGAGGCUGAGCAUCAGUCGGGGGCAUGGUGUAAGGAUCCCCUGCAGUCUGGUGACCGUCUUUAUGUCAUGCCCUGGACUCCGUACCGUACAGACAUGUUGUAUGAGUACGCCUCAUGGGAGGACUUCAAGCAGAAUCGAGCCACAACUAACUACAAGCUGCCAAAUCGUGUGGAUGGAACAGGCUUUGUCGUGUAUGACGGCGCUGUUUUUUACAAUAAGGAACGUACACGCAACAUUGUAAAGUAUGACCUGCGCACACGUAUCAAGAGUGGAGAAGCCAUAGUCAAUAAUGCCAACUACCAUGACACUUCUCCAUACCGUUGGGGUGGCAAAUCUGAUAUUGACCUUGCGGUGGAUGAAAAUGGACUAUGGGUUAUCUAUGCCACAGAGGCCAACAAUGGAAGACUGGUGGUCAGCCAGGUUAACCCCUACACUCUGCGCUUUGAGGGAACGUGGGAGACUAGCUUCGAUAAGCGUCUGGCAUCCAACGCCUUCAUGGCAUGUGGUGUCCUAUAUGCCGUACGCUCUGUAUAUCAGGACGAUGACAGCGAGGCAGGUGGAGAUCUGGUGCUGUACGCCUACAACACCAACCGAGCUCGAGAGGAGCCAGUCAGCAUCCCUUUCCCCAACCCCUACCAGUAUGUCUCCUCUGUGGACUACAACCCACGAGACAACCAACUUUACGUCUGGAAUAACUACAACGUGCUACGUUACCCCCUGGAAUUCGGCCCACCGGACCCCACGGCUGGUCCACUGACCACCAUCCAGACGAGCAGCAGCAGCACCACCACUCCGGCAAGACCUGUCACUUCCAGCUCCAUCCCCAUCACCAUGCGACCUUUGCCCCCUACUGCUCACCCGAUAGGUGCCAUUAACAAGGCGCCAGACUUGAGGCCCAUCACAGCCACUGUUCCAGUGACACGUAGACCCAUGCGAGUCCCACCUCAAGGCCCGGAACUACAGGGUUGUGAAGCCCGUGUGGCCCGAGGGGUACAGUGGCCUGCCACACAGAGGGGAGAGACGGUCGACAGGCCAUGUCCUAAGGGAUCCCUAGGGAUCGCCUCCUUCCAGUGUCUAUCAUCUCCUGUUCUGUGGAAUCCUCGCGGCCCUGAUCUGAGUAACUGCACCUCUCCGUGGGUCAACCAGGUGGCUCAGAAGAUAAAAAGCGGAGAAAACGCAGCAAACAUCGCCGCCGAGCUGGUGAAUCACACGCAGGGCCGUAUUCACGCUGGUGAUGUCAGUUCCUCCGUCAGACUCAUCGAGCAGCUGUUGGAUAUUUUAGAUGCGCAGCUGCAGGCCCUCAGACCCGGGAAUAAGGAAUCGGCAGCCAGGAACUACAAUAAGUGGCAGAAGAGAGAACGGACCUGCCGGGCUUAUGUUCAGGCAGUGGUGCAGACCGUAGAUAAUCUCUUGCGUGCCGAGGCUUUGGAGUCAUGGCAGGACAUGAACAGUACGGAGCAGGCUCAUACCGCCACCAUGCUGCUUGACGUUAUGGAGAAAGGUGCCUUCCUGUUGGCCAACAACAUGUACAAUAACCACUUCUCUGACCAUGCUGCCAACGUCGAUCUGGAGGUGCGAGUACUGAACACGGAGACAGACUCUCAGGACUUGUUCUUCCCCCAGAAUGGCCCCAGUGACAGCAGCAUCCAGCUCUCCGCGUCCACAUUUAAACAGUACAGCCGCAAUGGUCAGGUUAAAGUGGUCUUUGUGCUCUAUAAGAAUCUGGGUUCAUUUCUCUCCACUGAAAACGCCACCGUGAAAAUGGAGAUGGAGACCGGGCACGGUGGGCGGGGCCUGGCGGUGAAUUCGCAUGUCAUCGCGGCAUCGAUAAAUAAAGAGUCCAGUCGAGUGUUUUUGACUGAGCCUGUGGUGUUUACACUUCGACAUCUACAGCUAGAGAAUCAUUUCAGCCCGAAUUGUUCAUUCUGGAACUACUCUGAGCGUUCGAUGACGGGCCAGUGGUCGUCUCAGGGCUGCCGGCUGAUGGAAACUAACAGCACGCACACAACGUGCUCUUGUAGCCAUCUAACCAACUUCGCCGUGCUGAUGGUACAUCACGAACCCGACUACCCUGGCAGGAUGCACGAGUUGAUUCUCUUUGUCAUCACAUGGGUGGGGAUUGUCAUUUCUCUGGUGUGUCUUGCAAUCUGCAUCUCCACCUUUUGCUUCCUGCGAGGCCUGCAGACCGACCGCAACACCAUUCACAAGAACCUGUGCAUCAAUCUUUUCAUUGCAGAACUACUUUUUCUCAUCGGCAUUGACAAGACGCAGUACCACAUCGCCUGCCCCAUUUUUGCAGGUCUGCUGCAUUUCUUUUUCCUGGCGGCAUUCUCCUGGAUGUGUUUGGAGGGCAUCCAGCUUUAUCUGAUGCUGGUGGAAGUCUUCGAGAGCGAGUACUCCCGAAAGAAAUACUACUACCUGUGCGGCUACUGCUUUCCCGCCCUGGUGGUGGGUAUCUCGGCAGCCAUCGACUACCGCAGCUACGGGACUAAAAAAGCGUGUUGGCUGAGGGUGGAUAACUACUUCAUCUGGAGCUUUAUCGGUCCUGUGUCCUUCAUUAUCAUGUUAAACCUGGUGUUCCUCAUGAUAACUCUUCACAAGAUGGUCCGUAACUCAUCCGCCCUCAAACCCGACUCCAGCCGUCUGGACAACAUCAAGUCCUGGGCUUUAGGAGCCAUCGCUCUGCUCUUCCUUUUGGGUUUGACGUGGGCAUUCGGUCUCCUGUUUAUCAAUGAGAACACCGUCAUCAUGGCGUACCUCUUCACCACAUUCAAUGCUUUCCAGGGCAUGUUCAUCUUCAUCUUCCACUGCGCUCUGCAGAAAAAGGUGCAUAAGGAGUACAGCAAGUGCCUGCGUCAUUCAUACUGUUGCAGUCGCACCUCGACUACGAGCUCUCAUGGAUCUCUAAAGAACUCUGCCUUGCGUGCCAACAACCGUUACUAUACUGGCAGCCAGGCGCGGCAUGCGGCAGUGCAUAGACAGAGCCGUAUUCGUCGUAUGUGGAACGACACGGUGCGAAAGCAGACAGAGUCGUCUUUCAUGGCCGGAGACAUAAAUAGCACUCCAACCCUCAACCGUGCUACGAUGGGGAACCAUCUUCUGACCAAUCCUGUGCUGCAGACUCGCACAGGCACCUCCCCAUACAACACCCUGUUGGCUGAGACAUUUACUCCACCCUCACCUGGGGUCUUCAACUCCACAGGAACUUUCCGUGACCCAAAGAGCACACUGUCUAAGAAUCGAGAUCAUGGAGGCAUGGAGACUCUACCCCUGAAUGGGAACUUCAACAACAGCUAUUCUCUGCGUGGCGUCGGCAGUUCUGGUGGUGCCGGGGGCAGCUGUGACUUCCUUGGGGGUGGUGGCAGAGACAGUCCCCCACCGUUACUCAACCCACGAGGUUCAGAAACUCUCGGCGGGAUACAGCGGAACAUCUCUGAUGCAGCAGCAUUUGAGAAGAUGAUCAUAUCUGAAUUAGUGCACAAUAAUCUACGAGGGGGCGGAGGGGCUGGGGAUAGAACAUGUGGCAGCCUGGUCAGAGGACAUGGCCACAUGGGCAUGGGGCGGAGCGGGGGCGGGCCUGAGCCAGUGAUAGGCAUGGAGCCCGAUGAAGAUUUUCGUUCAAGAGAAGCACGCCAACGCACACCGCAGGACGUGGAAAUGCUCUAUAAAGCUCUCGAGGAGCCCUUGCUGCUGCAGCAAGCCCAAUCCGUGCUCUACCAGAGCGACCCAGAAGAAUCCGAAAGCUACACGGGUGACCUAACAGAAAGUUUGGGCCACAGUGGUCACAGCGGUCAAAGUGCAGCUGGCCAGGGCCGCAACGGAGCCCCCGAUUCACCUGCGCGGGACUCCCUUUACACCAGCAUCACUAACCUGCGAGAUUCGCCGUACCCCGACAGCAGCCCGGAGCCACUAGAGGUGGUUCCACGCUCGGCCCAGCCUCCAGAGGAGCUCUACUAUAGCUCGGGCCGGCCCGCCAUAGGCUCCCGCGGAGCCCCAAUGCAGACCUUUUACCAGGCUCCACCAAGGAGACCUAGCACUGAAGCCCAGCCUGCUCCUGAGCCCCCCCACAGCGAGGGAGAUGGACAGAUGCAGUUGGUCACCAGCCUGUGACAACGACAAAGAGGUGGAGGAGGAAGUGGACCACAGGGUUUGACGCAAAGUGCCGACGACAAUGGAUUCCUCUCCUGUCUCUGAUGCCCACCGUGUGUCUAGUUGCCUUUUUACACUUUCCUUUGUUUAGAAGUGAGAGUUAAGGAAAGCCUAAACAGAGAGAGCAAGAGAGAGGUUUGUCUCCAUGGCAGCAAGGGUAACCACUCUAACUCUCUCAUCAGCAACAUUUUUCCUCCCUCCUCAGACUGAUAUAUAUAUGGUAAAAACACCUAGUCCAGCCAUCUGCCUUCUCUCAGUGAACCGUCAGCUCUCUUUUUUUCAUGAUCAUUCUCAACCUGCUCUGGCAUUUGUGUCUGUGUUUAUUUCUCAUCAGGUCUUAAAAAUGUUGCUUUGUAAUUCCUCACCCUCUCUUUUUUUCUCUUUUCAUUAUUAUUUGAUGAGAGCUGUUACGGGAGAAGAUGGGGCUGUGUCAUUAUACUACAACGUGACAAAGAAACUCUUUGAAAGCUCUUCAGUGUUGCCAAAAAUAACUGUUUUUGAGCCAGAACAUAAACUGGAAUCUACUCACACACACACACUGUCUCUCCCUCACAGAAGUGCUCGUUACCGAACAUCAAGGGUAUGAACACACAUGCUCCUGAAAAAAGAAAACAAGGACUUUUGUUCAGAAACAGGUAGCAGGAAGCUGCCUCAGUGGAGUUGCCUUUAUUUCUCUCUCUGAACUCACUCUUCUGUAUAGAUCAACCACGGAGACCGGGAACUAAGGGGGAGGGUUAGGACACAACCCAUCGUCAGCCGGUUGUGCGAAGCUGCUCGACCGUGGGACCUCUCAGAGCAAUGAAUGAAACUUUGUAGGAUUUUGUUCUGACUUAUCUCAGACCCACGGACGAGGGCAAAUGACUGGACCUGCCUUCUGAAUCACCGAUGGAUGUUUUAGGUGGACUACAUGCCGUUUCACCUAUGUGUUGUUGUGGCUAGAGGAAUUUUUUUGCUACCGCUCCAGCCGUCCAACCACUGUACAUACAAUCCACACAAAAGUAAAAGCAAGUCUUAUUCCUGUACAUAGAUAAACCAGAUGAACAAAAGCAACAAAAAAGCAUCAAGUACUAUGAAAAUAGAAACAAUUCUUGUACCGCAACUGAAAUUGAAAAGUCGAAAAUAAAAAUGUUUUGAAGUUUGUGACCCGAACGACACUGCAGUCUCUCUCCGUCUUUCUUUCGCUCCCUCUGGCCCCCAUUCGCCUCUGCCUCGGAGCGCUGCAGUGCCGGAAAAUCUAAUUGUCUGCCAAGAGACAGCGAAAGAGAGCCAGAAAGACGGAAAGCGAAGGAUUUUACAUACCAACGAGAUCUAUUCUGGCACAAUUUUUAUGUAAUAUAACCCAUUACAUGUUGGUAAUGUUUGACCUUCAACAUUCCCAGACAGAAAGUGCUUAACAUGAAUGCAAGGGGAAUACACUGUGCCUCAGGGGUGCACCGGUGCAUUGUGGGUUGACUGACAGCAGCCAUAAUGUAGGUUACGGUUUAUCUGGAAGAUGUAAUAGAUAUCAGAUGAAUAGAAUACGAAGUGUUUAGACGAACAAAAAAUCGGGAACACACAUAUUCAGUGGCGAACCCUAGAUUGUAUUCGACUGUUUUUACAUACCAAUAUCAGCUGUUGUUUCUGAAACUGGUGCGACAGUUGACUUGAGAUUUGUAUGUCUGAAUGUGAAUCUUUGAAUGCCUGUGAAUCAACAGUAUGUACGUGUGCGUAUUUCAGAGGCUAUUUUUACUGGGUUAGAUGGACACGUAUAGCUGAAGUAAAUCUAUAUCUAUUUAUGAGCUCAGUAGAAGCUUCCAUCUAAAAGACUUUGUUCAAGGUAUUUUAAGUGUUGUUAUUUUGCCAGAAACGAACAGGAUUAGCAUUCACUGAGUGACAGAAACAUCUGACCAAUGAGACACGGCCACAUGCAAAUGAUCUCCGUAGCCUGUCGAACAAAAGAGAGGUAUUUACGAGUGCUCCACCCAUCUGAAGUCUACUGAAUCUUUUUCACGUUUGAUGUUUUAUUUAUUAAUAUUUAUUUGUCUGUUUUGAUUUAUUUAUGCACAUAUUCAUUUAUUCAAGUGUGGUUUUCAUUCUGCAGUGUGUACCGAGCAUAUGUGAGGAUGAUGAGAGAUGGAAAGUGAAGAGAGAGAGAGGGGGGAAUAUACAUGUUUAAUGCAAGUCAGUUAUGGAGGCAAUGUGUGAAGCUACUGUAGGCUCCAGCGAGCUCGCUGGAGGACACGGAUGGUCUCCUUACACUCACUGUCAGAGGUAGAUAACAUUGUGCAUCCCGAAUGCGCUACCUGUAAUUCAAAACACCACCUGUACUCUUUACACACUGCAAGAAGCCGUUUUCUUAAUUAGUGUUUUUGAGUUGAUCUCAGUAUAAAUAUCAAAGCAUCCUUGAAACAAGAUAAAUAUACUGGAGAAGCAAAAUUGCUGGAUUUUGAGACCUCUUAAGACCUACUUGAUACUGAUUGGUCGAUCUCGGCAUUCUGCGGUCAGAUAUUUUUGAAUAAUGAAUAUAAUUGACUGUUGUCCCUGGCAACCAAUUUCCAACACUGUGCUCUUUUACUGUAUGUCUCUGGUGCCGCUCUGCCGCCUCUUUCGUUGCGAAUAAUUAAAUAAUUUCAGCUUAAAUUGAUAUUUGAUGUCAAUUUAUUUAUUUAUAUAGUAAAUAGUGUUGGCAAAUAACAAGCAGGGUUUAUUUUCAUAUUAACCCUUGGUUGUUUAUGCGUAAAACAAGAUAAAUAAAUGCCAACGUGGUAAGAAAAAUGCUCAAGCUUACUUUGAUAUUUAAUUCAAGAUAUAUUGUAGUCAUAUUAUUACACAAUUUUGCUUCUCGUGUAUCUUGUUUCAAAGAUGUUAUACUGGAAAACAAGACAUGGGUAGUGAUGAAGCAAAUAAUUUUUCUCAAGUCUUCUUAAGGGACGUGUGUGCAAUCUGUUGCAUGGUGACUUUUACUGAUUGACACUACAGUAGGUGCUUUUGUCUUGGCCAGCGGGUGGUUAGUACACCCAAUCCUACGUUUAGGGCAGAAGCACGUACCGUCAGCUUUUCUUUAAAACGAUGACCUGAACAUUUUGUUUUAUGUUGAUGGGUCGGACCAGUUUGGACUGGUCAGCGGGUUUGACCGUUUGAAUGUAUUGUCAUAACACAUAAUGGUGAACUGGCUCUCUGAGACUAAGGUGCUCUCUGUGGAUAUCUGCUCCUGAGUCAUGGCCCUCUGCCCACCUGACACAACACGCUGCUGUUUUACCCUUCUGCAUUGGUUGCCGGGGUAAAAGGCUGUUUACGUCCCUCUUUCUCUCCCUGGAGAUGCCCGAUGUGCGUCAUGUUUUGUGUAGCUCUCCGUUUUCUGCCCUUGCACGGUUCGUUUCCCAUCAUCAUUUCUACUCCCCACCCCAUCGCCCACAUCGUUCCCCCAAUUCCUGCUUAGCUCGCUGAAUUGAUUUACACAGCUUUCCUGGUUAAGCGUUAAUGUGGGAAGAUUUGUUAUGUUAGUCAAAGGCUUUGUUUACUGAAGGGCUGAAGGGAUAAUAUAGUACAGCGUUGAAUAUGUUGAUAAUGACAGUGAUUACGCGCCGUAGUAAACUGCUAGACUAAAGCCCGCUCCGAGGGACUGCUACCACUUCCAAAAUCCCCAUACAACCCCUGAUUAUCAUAAUAAUACUAAGAGCUAUAAUCUAGCAGAGUCAACCCACCAUGCGCUCACUCUCUGGGUUUCUCUUUUUGUCUUUUUUCCCCUCUCGCUCUUUGAGAGCACUCACAUUCGCUGUUCUCUGGAUAUGAAAGGAGUCGCCCUGUUCUGCUCUGCAUAUCGGCCUCAUUUUCUUCACUUUGAAACAGAGAGGUGAAGCACGAGUACACGCCGGAUGAGUUUUUCCUGCAACCGUUUUUGAGAAAAAUCUCAGUAGAGAGGCCUUUAAAGACCCCAUGAAAUCGCUUGACGUGCUGCGUUCAUAUACAAAGACUUUUUUAAAAUAGCCUUUAGUUUAUAUAACAGACAUUAACUGUGAUUUGCUACUUGCUGUCACUUGAGAUGUGUUUAGAAGAGAAGUUUAAUGCAUAAACGAAAAAAAUUGCUCUGUAUUCUUAAAAAAAAGCCUUUUGCAUGCAUUGGAAAAAUUAUGUGAUAAAUAAGUCAAAUCAACAUACGUUUUGGCAUUACUUUAACAUACAAAAUUAAAUUAGGCCAUGUCAGUUACAUUACUAGCCAAAAUUUAAUAUAGUAAAUUUAAAUAACUUUGAUAUUUAUUCAAAUUUACAUGACAGCGCAUAUUCAAAAAAGGUGACUUAAGCCAUAUCCACCCGACACCUGAGCUUUCCGUAUCCAAUCUAUUAUUUUUCUAGUUCUAAAAAAGUCUGUAAACACGUAAAUACAUAGUAGCGCGUUACUGUCAUUCCACUACUUUUAGUGGUAACGAGCAUGUCAUUUUUUUUAUCAAGUAAUGCAGUUACAAUUACUAAAAUUUAAAUAAGUUUGUUACUCGUGUUACUCUAUUUUGUAAUGGCUUCCAAAAUGUAGGAUCAAUCUGGACAAAGUACCAAUAGCAUACGGUACAAAAUAAAUACGUAUUCAGCUAAAUGCAUCUCUGUGUGGACGGGCUCUUGCUUGCAGGGCGUGCGUUAAAGAACACAAACACAAAAAUCUAAUUUCCUUAAUGACCAACACAAUUUAACUCAUUCCCCGCCAGCAUUUUUUGUGAUUUUCACAAAAGUUUCACAAAAUGCCUUCCAGGAAAAUGUUCUAAGAAUAUAUGAACAUACAAAUAUAUCAAAUGAAUAACAGACUUCAAACAAACAAAAAACUUUUCAUGCUCUCUAUAUUUUUUUCUCUGCAUAUAAACUCUUGAAGGGGCCAUGGCACAAGACUUUUUUAAGAUGUCAAAUACAUCUUUGGUGUCACCAGAGCACAUGUGUGAAGUUUUAGCUCAAAUACCAUAUAAAUAAUUUAUUAUAACAUGUUAAAAUCGCCACUUUGUAGGUGUGUGCAAAAAUGUGCCAUUUUGGGUGUGUCCUUUAAAAUGCAAAUGAGCUGAUGAACACAACGAUGGUGGUUUGUUGCAAUUGAAACUCAGUUUGAUGUUAAUUAUUUUCUCUCUCUCUCUCUCUUUCUCUGCACUAAAUGGCAGUGCUGUUAUUGGAUAGUGCAGAUUAAGGGGCAGUAUUAUCAUAAUAAGAGCUCCUUAUGACAUCAUAAGGAGAGCCAAAUUUCAACAACCUAUUUUUUCUUGUCUUGUAGAGAAUGGUUUACCAAAACUAAGUUACUGGGUUGAUCUUUUUUACAUUUUCUUGGUUAAAAGAAGCACUGGGGACCCAAUCAUAGCACUUAAACAUGGAAAAAGUCAGAUUUUCAUGCCAUGGACCCUUUAAAUAUGGGUAUUUUUCUUUAAAAAUAUUUUUUUUAGCAAAAAGCUGAAAUUAUUGCUUUUUUGUGAAGGAAUUUUGUUAGAGAUCAGAUUCAGAACGAUUAUCAAAACAUACACAGAGUUUAAAAUGAGUAAAUAACGUUUACUCAAAUAAUGGUGGGGAAAGAGUUAAGACAUGCUUUAUUUAGCCUUUACAUUUCUAUGCAAAUAUUAUUAAAUUGACAAUCGCAAACUUUAGUAAACUGCGUUGCGUGUUUGAUUAAAAUACUCUCUUCUUAUAAAUUUUGCAUAUGCAGAUAUUUUACAAAUGCACAUGCGAUAAGGUCAGUCACAAAAACUCAAUGAACAUUUUUCUGAAAACUGACAUGUGUGCACGAAGUUAUUUUUGAAACCGGAGAGGUUGAAAUUUCCGUUUAUGAAAAUAGCUGCCCACGUGUAAACGUAGUCUUAGGUAAAUCCUUACAGUAGUCUUUUAACGGCAAAAUAAGCAUUUGCACUGGCGCAAAUCUGGCUCUUAAAAUUAGAAGCAGCAACAAUUAUACACAGUGUUUACGGUUAUUUUGCCAACUUUUUCUUGUAUAGUAACAUAAAUAGAGCCUUGAAAUGAACAGACAUGGACUAAAAGCCACAAAAGUCCAAUUUUGAUUUCAUGGGGUCUUUAAUAAUGAAACACGCAAGGGUCUUGUCCAUCUGCUGAAUGAUGUGACUAACAGGUGUUCCCAUUUUUCUGAAACCUGCAAAGUUGUGCAGGUACAGAUGCCACGCAGACCUGCAGAUAGAGUAACUGUUAAAGUCCUCAGUGCAGGCAUCAAUGUCCUGUCCCUCUCCACACAGGUGCCAUCACACCGCCCCGCUCUCUCCUGUGAUCUGACAGUCUGUCAGCCUACCGGCAGUACUAUCCUCAGCUGGGGCCUGGCACCAGAAACCCAGAGUCAUGACCUCCAAUCACGAGCCAUCCCUCUCUGUAACACACCAACUUUGCUUUUAGAGCCACAGCUAGAAGGAUAGAAAUAAUAAAGCGAGAGAUGACCAAGUCAUUCACUGCUGUCAAAACAACAUAAAGCUUCAGCCCUGGGCAAUGCACCCCAUCUCCUCAGCUACACGGUGUCUGACAGCAAAGAGAACCCGUGAGGUUAUACCACAUCAUUUAUUGAGAUCUCUGAGCGAUCAACAGCUUCAUCUUACAUUUUAACACCAUCACAGCCACACAAGAACCAAAGGAGAAACAUCAUCCAAACAGAACUCACCCCUUUUCCACCGAAACGCUGCAGUCGCUUAUGUUGGAGUGAUGUGUGAAGCUCUCUCACGCUGGCUCACAUUUCCUCUCGCCUGAAUGACAGAACAUGUUUUAUUCAUGACAUCACAAGUGACAUAACAGUCAGAAGUCGGUUCAAUUUAUAGGUGAAAUUAAAGUCUGUGUAAAGUCAGAGAUUGAAUGUGUUUUCAGUUUGUCACACCACAGAAAAAUGUGAUGUUAACCACCCAGCCAAAUUUGAAAAUGUUAAAUAAAAAAAAUUAAAUCUUGGAAACACAGACAGGAUUCGCUGCUCUCAAAUGCUGGGGGCGUGUCCGCUAUCGGCACUGAAACCCCACCCACUCACUGAAAAAAAUUCCCUAUAUUUCAACUUUCAAAUAUCGCUACAACCUGAAUCGAUACUCUCAAUUGUGUUAGGGGAGGGGCCAUGCGUAGUGUCUCCAUAGCAUCAUCGAGCCACCGUUUUAGCCCCGCCCAAAUAAUCUUGGGGUGCGUUUCCUGAACAACGAUGUAACUCGCUGCUGAACCACUAUAGUGCGAUGCAUAGUUGGAGAAACUAACUAGCUUGUCACGACUGUUUCCCAAUAGCAUAGGAACUUUGUCGCGCAUUCAUCUUUGAACCACGUUGGUUUAACAACAUAGUUGAUGAUGUCACCUGGGAGGUGGAGUACUAAUUAUUCUGUGCAAAAUCGAUUUAAUGCCAGAUUACUGCUGUAAAUAACAUAUAUUACAUCAGAAGACUGAUUUUGUUAUCAUGAUGUUUAUUUUCACGAUAUUUAAUUAAUGCGCAAGUUUCCUCUUACGUCACUCCUCCCAGGGAUUCCCCAGGGUCUAAAACCUGUAGGACUGCACACAUGCGCAGUUUUCAAAUACAACGUUUUAAUUCUGUUUACAAACAUAAAGACGUAAAAUAAAAUGUGUAUAUAUUUAGAAUGAUGGAUAUAGAAUAUAAUACAUGUUUUUUGCUUAUUUUGUUCAAAAGCAUGAUGAAUGUUGAAAAGUAAGUCUACAUAUGAUAAAAACAAGGAACUAUGAGCUGUCGUUCGUUCAAACCACACAAGUUUGCGAUUCAGCUUGCGAAUGUUCGUUUGAACUCGGGUUUCGGGAAACACCAAAUCGUUGAACUUUGUCAGUAACGACGAAACUUACAACAGUAGUUGGCUAACGAUGCUUUUGGGAAACGCACCCCUGAACGGUUUAUACUCCACAAUUCAGUACUACAUAGUUCACACACUUUGUAAUAUGUUUCAGUAAUGCUUUUUUUAAUAUUUAUAACAUGUUUAGAAACAAUUCUGAAAUUACUUUACACAGACUUUAAUAAAAAUGAAUAUGCACAUUUGUAAAUGAAAGCAAUAAGCCUCAAGAACCUGGUCGCUAAGAACGCCCCUUCAUGUUGUAAAAUGAGUGUAACAAACGGUUUUGAGCAGCUUGUUGUUCUUUUAUACCACGGCUCAAUUAAAUACUUCAUUCUGAUUGGUUUAAGGUAGGGAUGUAAUGAUUCAACCGUGUGUCCCAUUAAAAAUGCCUGUCUGAAAUCGAUUCUGAAUCGCAAGGCUGCGAUUCUUUGUUUCAUGCACUACGACAUUUGGUCAGUAGGAAGUCCUUAUCAAUCUAAAAUCAUAACGAGUCGGCGUCGUUUAUAACGUGCAUUUAAAAAAGCAACACUCAUUAAAUAAAAUCAUUUAAAAUAUUCUUUAUUAUCAUGAAAAUACCUGCAACAAUUGGAAGAACAGUGAUAUAAAUAUUCCUGUAGACAUUUUCUGGAAUAGCAUUCGUAAUGCUACUUCUUCUGUGGCACAAAGGGAGUUUCUGUACAGGAGCGCCCCCUUGCAUUCGGAUGUGCCUGGAUUUCUCCGUAAUUCAUUCAAAUUCAUUCAUUGAGAAAACGCACAUUUGCACGGUUAAUCGUUACACCCCCAGUUUAAGGUGUGCGAUUAUUUUUCAUAAAGCACACACCUGUAAAGUACACUAAUUCAAAGUCUGUCAACUGCAUUACAGCUCCAAGUUAACUAAAGUAACGGAAAAUUCAGUUUUUAGCGACACACUGUUGGCUUGAGAUGAGAUUAGUUCCACCCACAAGAAAAUUUUGAGGACAAAAACUUGACAAAGUCUAGAAAUAAAACAUAAGCAAAGAUAAUGCCCUUAACUGCGCGUUGUGGCCGCAUUUUCACUUCGUAUGUGCAUUGUUCUUCUAAUACUUCAACGUCUCAUUGUCAAUCAUACUUAUGUUAAAUGUAAACAGCAAUAUGAUUAAAAACACCCAUGAAUUCUUCAACCAAGUAUUAUAGUUCAUUAGCCUAACUGUGAGCUCUUUACUGUUGCCAAGCAACAUAGCAACUUGAUGACUGAGAUUACAGAUUUGUGUUAAUCGGCAUAAAUGUCUUCACACAAAACUGGUUAUAGGUCUGUCUCUUUUAUAAAAGAUUUCAGAAAAACUAAAAUAGUUGGGCUACAAACAUAGCAAUCAUGUCUGUCAACUGGGAGAAAUGGGAGCAGAUUGGUUAAAACUGACUCCAGCAUAGUCUCAGUGGAUACGGGGGAACUUUCCCAAACAGAGUUGGAUCAGGCAAGAAACUUAUGCUUUAAUCUGAAACAUAAACACUAAUAAAGUAGUAUUAUUUUGUUGUGUGUUUAUGCUAGAAACAGCACAUGUACCAUAGUUUUACAGUAAGAUGUGUUAGGCUCCUACUGUAGUGGGGAGGUUUGUGAUGUUUACCUCUUGUAUGGGCCAGCCAUCUGUCAGUCUUAAGCAACGGCUCGGUCAAGCAGGGUUAAACCAGAACACAGAUCUCUGGGUAAAACAGCGUUCCUAUUCAUCCUAAUAGAAAGACAUGCAAGGGUUAGACUGGGUUUUGACUUUUUGUACUCUGUACAGAACUCUCACAUGGAUCUUAAAGUCUAGGGGGGACUUUUACAAGUUUAAGUUGUCCCAUUGAAGAAGGCUGGGGUUUUAUUUAUAGCUUCUUUUAUAGGCAUGCCUUUCAAUGUCUGCAUAUCUGCUGUAUGCUUGACCCAUAGAGUCAGAAACAAGGCAGAGGACUCAGUUUACUUCUGGGUUGGGCCGGCUCUCAAGAGAUAGAUGGAGUGUAUGCCGGUCUUCUAAAACAAUCACUGUUAUAUUCUGUUAUAGCUGGUUUCCUUAAAAACCUUGGUGAUUCACUUCAGUGUUUCCUGUCAGGGGUCAUUUGGGUGAUGAGAAAGAGGGCACGGGUCACCCUUGAAUGUAUUAGGCCUUCUUGAGUUCAUGUGGCAUGGACUAUCUUAUCAGUAAGCUGUUAUGUGAUUGGACAGUAUUAGACAUUAAAUAAGAUAAAUAAAAUGGAAAGGAUAGGGAAACAAGACGUAGUCAUCAAAGGCCAGGACAAUGACCUGGUUAGGUUUCAAUUACACAACACAUUUUUUUUCCAGUUUUUUUUCCUAACGUCAAUUUGCACUCUGGAAUUAAUUUUGAUGCUUAGGUCCAACAGAUGGGUUCAUGUGAUUGUUUUAUUAUAUGCGAUGUGUUUUAUUUCUCACAGUCAUUGUUUCGACAGCUGUCUGGGCCAAAGGGGAUGGUUUUAUGUAAGGGUUAUGUUUGCGUAAUUGCAGGUCAGUACGACCCUGUA